Messenger RNA from Rosa rugosa (rugosa rose), 1479 nucleotides. RefSeq lists its product as uncharacterized. Lineage: Eukaryota; Viridiplantae; Streptophyta; Magnoliopsida; Rosales; Rosaceae. Gene Ontology annotation, molecular function: DNA binding. The transcript has 10 exons. The record is from RefSeq and is a predicted model, not a curated record. The coding region runs from base 1 to 1479 and encodes 492 amino acids.
AUGAUGAAGAAGAGCGUGGAGGAGGAAGACAAGGAUUCCGAGGAUCGGUGCUUCUGCUGCUAUGAUGGUGGAGGUGUUGUGAUUUGCGAGGACAAGAAUUGCUUAAAAGUGUAUCAUCCAGAAUGUGUAGGGAAAGGGAAAAACUCCAUGGACUCUGGAAAGUGCUGGACUUGUAGUAGGCAUUCUUGUGUAGUGUGCUCUGAUACCUCAAGGUUUUAUUGCCUUUGUUGUCCACAUGCAUCAUGUAAAGAUUGCCUAGGUGGUUCUGGACUUGCACUAACAAGAGUUCCGAAUGGCUUGUGCAAGAGCUGCCUUACACAGAUUCUACGAGCAGAAGAAAACUCAGAAUAUGGAUUAGAGGGAGAGAAAAUAGACUUCGAGGAUCAAGAUGAAUUGCGGCGAUUCAAAGAAUAUUGGGAGAUCGUAAAGGAAAAAGAAGGAUUAACUUCAGAAGAUGUUUAUUCAGCAUAUUCCUUUUUACAGGCGAGAGAAUAUCGUCAUAUUGGUGAUAGUGACGAAACAAUGUCAGAUAGCGACGAGGAUAGUGGAAGUGAGGAUGAAGAUGAUGUCAAAUUGGAGCAUGAACAUAAGAAGAGAAGAGUGAGCUCUGCUACAACCAUAGCAUCUGAUGAAAAGAAAGCGAGUCCUAGAUUCCAAAAGAGCUGUUUUGCAUCUAUUAUUCCUGAGAAUAUGAAGCUUGUUUACAUAAAGAAGAGCUUACUGGAGAAGUUACUGGAGGAUCCUGAUCAUUCGGAAAGCAAGGUACUGGGGAGUUUGGUGAAAGUGAAAAAUAACCCCCUGGACUACUUUGUGAACGCAACUUACUGUCCUUACCAACUUUCACAAGUUAAAGGCAUAAAGGAAAUCUCAGCAACCAAUGGUGAGAGCAGUGAAAUUCAACUGCAAGUUUCCAAUUUUCUACAAGAUAUCCCCCUUUCUCGGCUUUCAGAUUUUGACCUCACUAAGGAAGAGUGUGAAGAUUUAAGCCAAAACAUAGCAGAUGGCCAUCUAAAGAAACCUACAGUUGUUGAGCUGGAAAAGAAGGCAAGAGAACUGCAUCAGGACAUAACUAAGCAUUGGAUUGAAAACGAGUUGGUGAGAUUGCAGCGUCACAUUGAUCGGGCAAAUGAAAAGGGACAGAGAGAACAGCUAGCUGAAUAUCUGAACCAGAGAGAGCUACUAGAGAAACCAUCUGAACAGCAGCGACUAUUGAAGCAGAUGCCAGAGGUCAUUGCUGAUGUUGUAGAUCUGGAAUCCGCCUUGAACUCUGGGAUUUCAUUGUCCAAUAUUGAGCGUUUGAAUGGCUCGAACUUUAAAAAGUGGAAAGAACAUGUUGAGCUUUACUUAGGACUGCAAGGAAUUGAUAUUUGCUUGACUGAACCUCAACCUGAAAUCGAUGCUCAAAGUGAUGAAGCUUUGGUUGCUAAGAAUAGAGAGUGGUUACGGGCAAACAGAAAGGCCAAGCUUGUCGCUGUUUAA